Trifolium pratense (red clover) is the source of this 1306-nucleotide messenger RNA. RefSeq names its product stearoyl-[acyl-carrier-protein] 9-desaturase 6, chloroplastic-like. The record is from RefSeq and is a predicted model, not a curated record. The transcript is spliced from 2 exons. The coding region runs from base 53 to 1168 and encodes 371 amino acids. Gene Ontology annotation, biological process: fatty acid metabolic process. Gene Ontology annotation, molecular function: stearoyl-[ACP] desaturase activity. Gene Ontology annotation, cellular component: chloroplast stroma. NCBI's taxonomy places the organism in Eukaryota, Viridiplantae, Streptophyta, Magnoliopsida, Fabales, Fabaceae.
UUCCCUAGUUUCUACAAUUUUAUCUAUCUAAGAAACAAGAGAAUAUCAAACAAUGAUGAUGGCAAUAUGCACCCAAUUAAGAGCACCACCACAUGCAUGGACACCAACAAAAAGCCACUUAAAGUCCCCAUCCAAACCACUCCUAAAAGCCCAAAAGACACAAUCAUUGUCUCCUGAGAAGAAAGAAAUUUUCAAGUCAUUAGAGAGUUGGGUAUCACAAAAUGUCCUGCCACUAGCCAAACCUGUGGAGAAAUGCUGGCAACCACAUGAUUUGUUGCCAAACUCAUCGUUGUCAACCGAUGAGUUCAUCGAUCAAGUGAAGCUCUUAAGGGAUCAAACGGCUGAACUUCCUGACGAUUAUCUGGUAGUUUUGGUGGGUGACAUGAUCACUGAGGAAGCAUUGCCUACAUACCAAUCAUGGUUAAAUAGGCUGGAUGGGGUUGCGGACGAGACUGGUUCAAGCCACAAUCCAUGGGCCGUAUGGACACGCUCUUGGACUGCCGAGGAGAAUAGGCAUGGAGACUUGCUUAAAACAUAUCUCUACCUUUCGGGUCGAGUUGAUAUGUUCAUGGUCGAGAAGACUAUCCAAUACUUGAUUCAAGCUGGCAUGGAUAUACAAACAGGAAACGAUCCUUAUAAGGCUUUUGUUUAUGCAUCCUUCCAAGAGCGAGCCACUUUUCUAUCAGACGGUAGCAUGGCCCGACUAGCUAAGGAGAGAGGUGAUCCGGCGCUUGCACUCAUAUGUGGCACGAUUGCCGCGGAUGAGAAGCGUCACGAGAUUGCAUACGAGAGGAUUGUGGAGAAGUUUCUCGAAGUGGACCCCACAGAGACAAUGACAGCCAUAGCAGAAAUGUUGAGUAACAACAUAACAAUGCCUGGACACUUGAUGUAUGACGGACGAGACCCACACCUCUUCGGUCAUUUCUCUGCGGUAGCACAACGUAUCGGCGUGUAUACGGUUAGUGACUACAUUGAUAGCUUGGAGUUCUUGAUUGGACGGUGGAAAUUGGAGAAGAUAGAGGGUUUGACAAGCGAGGGAAAACAUGCACAAGAGAUCGUGUGUGGGCUUGCACCUAAGAUUAGAAGACUCCAGGAGCGCGCUGAUGAGCGAGUGAAAAAGAUGAAGCCAAAAUUUAGUUGGAUCUUCAAUAAAGAGAUGACUCCAUGAAUUAGACAUUAAUUUAGAAAAGUACUAUGAAAAAACAAUGAUUAUGUAUCACAUAAUCUCUCCCUACCCUAGUGUUUGCUUAUCAUGUACUUUUUAGAGUAAUUAAUAUAAAUAAAUAAAACAUUACUGUAUUCCUUA